AUGCAGGAGAGUGUUAGAGAUACGACCAGUAGCGGACACUUCACAACACCUACUUUGUGUCAUACCAUCACUUCAUGCCAAACGAAUGGACCUUUCUAUGCAACAUGGAAGAAAAUGGAACUUGACUGUGGUAGAUGCCAUCAACCUGGUCAUCAUGUACGCCAUUGUCCUGAUAAUCCACAAAGGAAUCGUGCUUGCUAUAAUUGUGGCGUUAUUGGCCAUAUAGCUGCAGAUGGGCCAACAAGAUCAACCUCGACUCGUGGUGCGACACCCAAAAAGAAGAGGAAAGCACGCAACCAAUCAACAUCUCUUCCUGGCAUUACACAUGACCCACAAGUUUUGCCAACAAAGCAACAAUCAACAUCUCUUCCUGGCAAUCAAGUGAGAGAAGUUAAACGCGGCUUGAAGAUUGAUCGUGGCAUUGGAGGCAUGCAAGAUGGAUACAAUAAUGCUGAGAUGUUGAAAGUUAGCGACUACCUCCUUGUUAAUGGUCUUGAAUCGGAUCUUCGAGAGCGUAUGACUUUUGCCAACAAAGCAACAAUCAACAUGGAUAAAAAUCCCGAUCUUCUCCACAUGAUUGAUCCCACUACCAAAGUACCUCGAUUUUGGUAUCGGUCUUUGCAUGCAUCGGAUCCAGCCAAAGAAAAAAUCUCGCCAUCCACAAUUGAGAAACAACGUGCUUUUAAGCAGUAUCUCAAGGAACAGGCGCCUCAUCUCGCUCUUCGACUCAUUGGCCAAGGGCUGUCGGCGCAAUCUGAAAUCAACAAUAUGGAACAAUCAUCUGGUAACGCUUUGGGUCCUGAGCAGCAUCAGGGCCCCAACUCUACGUAUCAAUAA
Messenger RNA from Lichtheimia ornata, 837 nucleotides. RefSeq lists its product as uncharacterized. NCBI's taxonomy places the organism in Eukaryota, Fungi, Mucoromycota, Mucoromycetes, Mucorales, Lichtheimiaceae. Gene Ontology annotation, molecular function: nucleic acid binding; zinc ion binding. The transcript has 2 exons. Bases 1 to 837 code for a protein of 278 amino acids. The record is from RefSeq and is a predicted model, not a curated record.